Hypanus sabinus (Atlantic stingray) is the source of this 6588-nucleotide messenger RNA. RefSeq names its product transcription factor E2F3-like. NCBI's taxonomy places the organism in Eukaryota, Metazoa, Chordata, Chondrichthyes, Myliobatiformes, Dasyatidae. Gene Ontology annotation, cellular component: RNA polymerase II transcription regulator complex. The transcript has 7 exons. The record is from RefSeq and is a predicted model, not a curated record. Bases 76 to 1347 code for a protein of 423 amino acids. Gene Ontology annotation, biological process: regulation of transcription by RNA polymerase II. Gene Ontology annotation, molecular function: protein dimerization activity; RNA polymerase II cis-regulatory region sequence-specific DNA binding; DNA-binding transcription factor activity, RNA polymerase II-specific.
AGGCCUAUCAAAUAAAUUAAGAAUAAUCCAGUGGGGAAUUGCCGAUUGCUGGAGACCGGCCCGAAGUUGCAAGGCAUGCGAAAAGGAAUCCAGCCCGUUCCGGGCAGAGCUUCGGCUGGAGUCGGGGUGGCGGCGGAAAGGGCGACAGCGGCCGCUGGCUUGUUCAGCGCCUUGGCCGCCAACGGUAGCGCGCCGGGCAAGAGCGCCGGUGCUGGCAGCCCCGGGAUCCGGCUCCUGACGCAGACGGCAGCGGCGGAGGGCUGCUCAACUCCCCGCGGGGCGGCCAGCAGGACGGGGCUGGCGCCGGCCACGCCGGGGAGGACUCCGGCGAAGAGAAGGUUGGCGUUAGAUGAAAGUGAUCACCAGUACCUAGCUGCUGAUAUAUGUACUCCAAAGGGAAAAGGCCGGGGUGCAAUGAGAAGCCCCAGCAGUCCGAGAACUCCCAGAUCCCCAUUGGAGAAGACUCGCUACAAUACUUCUCUGGUCCCCCUCACAAAGAACGUGGUUCAGCUCUUGGGUCAAUCCCCAGAUGGCGUGUUGGAUUUGAACAGAGCUGCAGAGGUCUUAAACGUGCCAAAACGAAGAAUCUACGACAUCACUAAUGUUCUGGAGGGUAUUCAUCUCAUUGAAAAGAAAUCCAAAAAUAACGUUCAGUGGAUGGGCUGCAGCCUGAUAGACAAGGAUGGUCUGCUGAAACGAUGCCAAGGUCUCAAUCGGGAGGUGGCGGAGCUUAGCCUGAAGGAGAAGAAGUUGGAUGACCUGAUCCAGAGCUGUACCUCUGACCUCAAAAAGCUGACGGAGGACUCUGAAAACCAAAGAUUAAAUUAUGUGACCUAUCAGGACAUCAGAAAGAUCCAGAGCUUUAAGGGUCAGGUGGUAAUAGCUGUGAAAGCUCCUCCUGAAACCAGACUUGAAGUCCCUGAUCCCUAUGAUAACUUGCAGAUACAUUUGUCAAGUUCAAAGGGGCCUAUUGAGGUGUAUUUGUGUCCAGAUGACUCAGCAGCAUCAAGUAGUCCAUUGAAGACUGGCAGCAAGGAACAUUCUAGAAGUAUUUCUCAGUUGUGUGUCCGAGAUUUGGACAUUUCUAAUGGGAUGGAGCAUGGUGAUGAUUUGGGUUCACAGUUUUCUCACCUUUCACCCUCGAACUCAUUGAAUAAUCUUUUGCAACAAACUGAAGAUCAGAUUUCAACAUCCACAGAAGAGGAAGGACUAUUUGUAAAUUUGUCUCCAUCAGUGCCUCAGGAAGAUUACCUGUUAAGCAUUGGUGAUAAGGCAGGAAUCAGUGACCUGUUUGAUUGUGAUGUUGAUAGGUUUUUCUCAAUGGAAAGUUUUUAUGUAAGUAAUUAAAUAUCCUUCGAUGAGCAGUUGUCGGUAUGGACCUGAAAACUCGAUGCAAAGUUGGGUAUUGGUGAUUGAUGAAUGGAAAUCUACAUCAGCUAUGGAGCUUUCUGCUGGUAAAACCACAAUGAGACCUUACUCUAUAUUGGCUACUGAAAUAAUUUACAUUGAUAUUUUAUAUUAAUUAUGUAUUAGCAUGAAUUGGAACUUAACUAUUGGUCAUCAUUUUUGUCUGAAUGGUGAUUUUUUUUUUGUUUUGCCUUGGACAUGCACAGUGUAAUCUUCAUUGUUCGAACACUUCAAAUCCUGGUUAGCAUUUUGACCAGAGUCUUCCGAGGUGAAUAAAUAAGCUGUUGAAGUUCUUUUAUUGGAGUUGAGAGUGAGGUGUAUAAAUGUUGUGUAAGAAGACUAUCCACAAGAAAGGACUGUGCUGGUAAAUACUUUGUCCUGUGAUUGUGCUGAAUGUAAUGGUGUCAGUAUGUGUGGGAUAGUAAGUCUGCUUUAAUACUGUGUCACCGUAAGGAGGAAAUGUUUAGAUGGGAAUAAAUCAAAAUGUUAAAACCAACUGGAAGAAUGAUUUUUUGAAACUCAAGAACCCGCAGAUGCUGGUAGAAAAACAAACUGCCUGAAAAACCGCAGAUCUAUGAGGAGAGGGGAACAGUUGAUAUAUCAGGUUGAAUACCUUCACAUGAAGUUUCUUAAAGAUGUCUUUGUGGAAAAAUCCAUUUUCACAAUUGUAGCAAAAUACAUUUUUCAUUCAUUUCUUUGUGACCUGCAUUUCCCCCAGCCCCUUCUCCACUGAGGUAUUGUCAAAAGCAAAUUCUGUCUGAUGGCUCAGUGUGAGGUGGUCCUUUGAUAUGGAUAAUUUUUAGUUUUCUUGCUGCACCAUCCUGUUUGAGGUACAACUGGCCAAAUUAAGAUGCUUGCUGAAUCCUCCCUAGUUCUUGUGUGUGGGCUCCUGUAGCAUUGACAUUUUGGAUUUGACCAUCUGCUCAAAAAUAGGAGCUUGAUGUAAUGAGUAAAAACAUUCUAUAUCAUCUCCCUUUCCAAUCUGUGUAAUGCAUUUUUGAUAUUAUUACUUUGGGCUUGAAUCAUUGGAUUAAGGUGGCCCAGACAAGUGGUUGAUUUCUGUUGACCAGUGUCAUGUUAUGCUCUAAAAGGUUUGUGUAGUUAACCUGACUUGUGUUAAGAAGAAUCCAAAAAAUUGAAUAUCAUUCCCUAGAGGACCAAGAAAUGCAGCUCCUGCAGAUGCAGACACAAUUGGUGGUGGGUGGGAGGAGAGGUGUGGAGGGAGGGUAGUCAGCGGAAAGAAGCUUCCUUGUAUCUUGGUAAAUGCAGUGUCUACUCAUGGAGUCAGAGACCAGUUCUGUAUCUGGUGUGCUCCGAGACCUGCCAAUACGUUAUCUGAUGUUAGCUAGGGCAGGAAUUAUGGUGGUACUUUUGGCCGUGGCUUUCAUGACAAGGGAGGGGAUAAAUCAACUGAGGUUUGACAGGAGUAGGAUUAAACUACACUUUUGUAUCUGGUCAAAUUUAAGUACUUUAGGCGUGUAUGUAUUACAACAAGUUGGGUAAGAUGAUAAAGCACAACUGAUAAUGCAAGUGUUGCAUUUGUCAAAGUCUUUGGGAUUGGAGAAAUGGAAGUUCUGUAUGAUGUGUGGACUUUUCCUUGCAUCAAAAUUCAGAUUCCAAAAUCUUUCUUUUACUGUAGAUUUGAAAAGGAGAUGAAGUGUGAUUGAAUAAGAAUGUGCUGCUUAUUAUUUGUGUACUUGGGAACAUCCAGUCUGAAAAUACAACAAUACCAUGUACAUGGAUUGAAGGAGGAGGAAUAUUUAUCUGGCUCCUAUUCCUUAUUGUAGGAAAUUGCCUUUUGCGGAGUUAAAGAUAGCUGAACACUUUUGCUUAAACCAUUUAGUCCUGACUCUACUGAUCUGCAGCCGAUACGUUUUAUAUUAAUUUUGAAGGCAAAAAGGCUUCAACGAUAUUUCAAAAGACGAAAAAAAAAACAUUUGUCUACUGGUUAGAAGAUUAACAAUUUGACAUCAAUUGUUAAGUCCUGUCGUAAUAUUAAAAACUAUCGAAUUGGCAUGGUUUGCACUCAUGAUAGCAGCGCAGGGGUAAGAAAACUAGGCAACCUUUGUUCCAUUGAGUCUCUGGAACCUUAUCAAAUAUCCACUUUAAUUCCAUUUCUUCCUGCAUUUUGAGCAUCUUGUUUUUUCCUACUUCCCCCACACCAGAGUUCAGGAUUGCACUCGGGUCACUGGCGCUGAGCCUUUAGAAGCUCUGUCACUAAAGUGUCAAUCUUCACUUGUUGCAGAAUGUGCUGAUUUAAAUUAUUUGGUCUGUACAGAAUGAAGCCAUACAAAUAUGUUUAUAUCAAUAUAUCCUGUGCUUUAAAACACCAAAACAAAAUCCACCAUCACCUGCCUCUGUUGUGGAAUCAGCAUUUUCUUUUAAUCUCAGAAACCAUGAUAUUUAGUGCUGACACUCUGCUUUUAACCAGUUAAAAGACAUUGAAAUUGCUUGUGGUUGGGGGGGUGGUGGAAUUUGACCUGAUCCAUUUAUUAUCUUUCUUUUCACCACAGCAACUUUGUCUAUCCCACUGGUCACUUGAGGCUCAAUGGCCAAGAACUAAAGCUGCAAGGCUUUUCUUGUUUCAUACUGCAAGUCCUUUAUUUAGGCAAAGCCUUUUGGCUGCCGAUUAUUCUUGAGUUGCAUGUGCUUCUGUCCAGUCUUUGAAUCUAAUGAAUCCAAACAAAUUCUGUUACGGUAUUAUCUCAAACAAGGAUAUAGUCAUGGACAGUGUUGGUAAGCACCUUAAACUGGUGCUUGUUUGGUUUUUGUCUGCAAUAAAUAAAAAAUGAUUUAUUGAAAUACAUAAAUGGUAAGCUCUAUAGUUCUGUCCAAAAAAAUUGGUCCUGAUGCCUUUAGACAUGUUACAGCAUGUUUAAUUUUGAAGAAAUGUCCAGAAUUUUGGGUGCCUUCAGUUUGUUCAUUAAUAAGUUCAUGAAGCUGUGUAAAUGUGUACAGAAAGAUCCAUGUCGGACUAUGUAUAAAGGAAUUAAAAGCAUAAAUAAAAUUUCAACAAUGACUUGUGAAUAUGAAUUGUGAAAAGGAUGAUCUAUAUUCUAUUUAAAGACUGCAGCUUUCAGUCAUAUUCAUUGGCUGUUGCUUUGCACACGUUUAGCCACCAUCAAUGUAUUUUCUUGCUAUUUUAUCCCCUCAAACUUUGUGCCCUUCCAAAGUUUACUACAACACUUAUUUUCGAGAAAAGGUACUGAUCAACCUUUGAGAUGAAUGCUGGUUUCAAGAUUUGUACAUAGCAUUUGAGAAGUGUGUAUCACACAUUAAAUUUGCAAAGUACAAGCAGAAUUCUGAAUUGUCAUAGUAUUUUGAACAUGUUUAAACUUUCAAGCUUUAUGAAAAAGCUUCCAUUGAAUUUCUUAUGUUUAAAUUUAGAUGAGUAUAAAUAAAAUAUUUGAAUUUAAAUGUCUUAUCUUUCUGAUUUAAUUUUGAUUAAGCAUCUAUAUGAUGAAGAUAUCAGUCAAGCACCUGAGACAGCUGGGGAGAGAUGAGUCGGGUCUUGUAUGUGUAUCUCCAGAGGAUUUUGGUGCAAAAUUCCAUUCUUUGCUUUGGGUAAUUAAUGCUUUUGGAGGGAUUUAACAAUAUGAAUGUCCUGCUAAAUACUCCACACUUUGAUCUUGCAUCUAAGUAUCGUUUGGGACAUUGCACUUUGCAGCCAAUGGACUAAUUCUGAAAUGUAAUUAUAUGAGAGCAUAAAAGGAGCAGGAGUAUACAUCUAGCCAUUCAAGACUUAUUUAUCACCGUCUUGGCUAAUCUUUUACUUUGUUGCUAUUUUCCUGGAUUAUUUCCUUAUGCUUAUCUAGGAAUCUAUACUAAUCUGUAUUGAAUAAAUUGGAUUGAAUCUCUCCAAUCCUCCAAUGAUUUGCCAUCCUUUGAACCACGCUAGACAUUCUAUCCCUAGUUUGAGAUACCUCCAGCCUUUAAACCAGUAAGACAUUUUAUGAUUCAGUAAGAUCUCUUUAUUCCAAAGAAUAUACAAUAGGUCUCUAAUCACAAACAAGAUGCUGGAAAUCUGAUUCACGUACACAAAAUUAUGAAGGAACUCAACAGACCGGACAGCAGCUAUGGAAAAUACUGAAAUGUUGACAUUACACUUUUCCAUAGGUUUAUUCAAUUCUCAUAUGACUAACCAUUGAGGUUUUUUUUACUGUACUCGCUCUGCAGAAAGUGCAUCCUUUCUCAGGUAAGGAAACAAACCUGAGAACUACCUAGGCUUUACCCACAGUCCUCUAUUUUUCAAAGCUCCCUGUAGCCAUCCAGGAGUCUCUUAAACGACCCUAUCGUUAAGGUCUUUACCACCGUUGCUGGCAGCCCAUUACACGCACUCACCACUCUGCGUUUUUAAAACAAAACUUGCCACUAAUAUCUCUGUACCUACAUCCAAGCACCUUAAAACUCUGCCCUCUUGUGUUAGCCAUUUCAGCCCUGGGGAAAAGCCUCCGGCUAUCCACAUGAUUAACCUAUUUUCAUAAGGCAUGCUCCCCAAUCCAGGCAACAUCCUUGUAAAUCUCCUCUGCACCCUUUCUAUGGUUUUCAAAUCCUUCCUUUAGUGAGGUGACCAGAUUGAGCAAAGUACUCCAAGUGGGGUCCGACCAGGGUCCUACAUAGCUGCAACAUUACCUCUCGGCUCUUAAACUCAAUCCCAUGAUUGAUGAAGGCCAAUGCACUGUAUGCCUCCUUAACCACAGAGUCAACCUUCAUAGCAGCUUUGAGUGUCUUAUGGACUCGGACCCCAAUAUCCCACUGAUCCUCCACACUGCCAAGAGUCUUGCCAUUAAUGCAGUGCUCUGCCAUCAUAUUUGACUUACCAAAAUGAACCAGCUCAUACUUAUGUUGAACUCCAUCUGCCACUUCUCAGCCCAGUUUUGCAACCUGCCAGCGCCCUGUUGUAACCUCAGACAGCCCUCCACACUAUCCAUAACACCCCCCAACCUUUGUGUCAUUAUUAAAUUUACUAACCCAUCCCUCCACUUCCUCAUUCAGGUGAUUUAUAAAAAUCACAAAGAGGAGUCCCAGAACAGAUCCCUGAGGCACACCACUGGUCACUGAUCUCCAUGUAGACCAUGACCCAUCUACAACCACUCUUUGCCUUCUGUGGGCAAGCCAGUUCUGGAUCCACAAAGCAAUGUCCCCUUGGAUCCCCAUGCCUCCUUACUUUUUCAAUAAGCC